Molecule: messenger RNA, 7249 nt
Organism: Homalodisca vitripennis (glassy-winged sharpshooter)
Lineage: Eukaryota; Metazoa; Arthropoda; Insecta; Hemiptera; Cicadellidae
Gene: Usf
Product: upstream stimulatory factor 2
Exons: 7
Coding region: 271-1200 (309 amino acids)
Biological process (GO): regulation of transcription by RNA polymerase II
Molecular function (GO): DNA-binding transcription factor activity, RNA polymerase II-specific; protein dimerization activity; RNA polymerase II cis-regulatory region sequence-specific DNA binding
Source: RefSeq, a predicted model, not a curated record
AAUAAUUCUUCUUUUAGUAUGAUUUUUGCUAAUUCUAAAAAACUUUAUUUUGGUGAAAAAAUAUUUUGAAUUGUUUUAUUUCUAAUAAGAUAUGAGAUAAUUUCGUUCUAAUAGAAUACACUGCGCAUGAAUUUUAAUUUCAGUGGCUCAGUUGGUACCGUUGAGGCAGCCAUUUCACGAUAGGCCUAGCUUGCUCACAUGACCUGUUGUUUGUUCCCGUGAUCAAGUUUUAGUUUUCUGGCAAAUUCAAAACUUCACCUUCGAAUUGUAAUGGAUAUAAUAGAUCACUCCUUGGAUACCAGUGAUGAAAAAGAUGUGGAUACAGAAUUGCUUGGGAAAGAGUUGGUGACUGCCCAACCAUUAACAAUAGUAGAAGAAGAUGCAUCUCUGUCACCCGACGACUCAGGACAAAUUCCUCAGAGUCUGUUAGAUAAUGGUGACGAGGAAAUAACAUACCAACUGCGAAGUGCUGAAGGAGUGACAUACAGAGUUGUGUCUGUGGGAGCAGAAGACCUGUCUGAUGCUUUGCCGCAACUUGUCACUACCAACGGAACCAGUUUUAGUAACUCCUCCUCACCCCCUCCUGGUGUUCAAGCUCUUCUGACAAACUCUGUUAAUGGAGGGCAGUUAUAUGUGAUCGGCUCCCCUCAGGAAGUGUUUGGUCAGCAGAACCAACGGAACAUAGUACCUCGUGUGCCUCAAAACAUACAGUUGGAGACAAUGAGAGGGGGUUCAUCAUCUUCUCAGUGCAGGCCUAGAGAUGAUAGGCGAAGAGCGACACACAACGAAGUGGAACGGCGAAGACGAGAUAAAAUUAACAACUGGAUUUCAAAACUGAGUAAAAUAAUUCCCGAUUGUUCUCAAGACACGGGUAAAGGAAGUUUUGAAACGCAAAGUAAAGGUGGUAUAUUGGCAAAAGCAUGUGACUACAUAAUGGAGCUGAGGUCAUGUAAUCAGCGACUGCUGGACUAUGGAAAGGAGAAUGAACAGCUGGUGUCGGAUCUGGAGAACAUGUCCCGACAGAUCGAGGAGCUCAGGAACGAAAACAACCAAUUGAAAGCUCAGCUGGCUGAGCAUGGCAUCAGUCCGUGCCACGGCUCUCUCUCCAUUACGUACAGAUCAUCCUCAUGCAAUGUUUAUGGUGUAGAUCCAACUACAAACAGUGAGAUUUUGCAACGUGGACCGUCAGCAGUGAAAUAAGUAAUUUAAAAAAGUGAACAUAAAUAUUUUUAUUAGUCCUGUAAGAAAUCACAAAGUCAGAUUUCUUUAAGUUUAGUCACUGUAUUAUUAUAUUAGUUCAUAUCAACAUUUAAAAAUGAUGUUGUUCUUCCUUACAUCACAAAACACAGCUAAGUCAUAGUUACCAUUAUAUGAUUAUUCAUCGACUGUUAUGUUAUUUUAUACGUAAAUGAAGUUUGGUUUUGCACGUGGUUGAAUAGUGAUUUAAAUAACCUCCUUAUAUAUUAGGUUAUUUUGGCAGUGUUACUAGUUCUGUGGCUUGUAAUUGUUCUGUUUCUCAAGCACUGUAUUUUACUAAACUUCAUUUGAAGGCUGAAUUUACAGGAUAAGGAAUAACAACAUAAUUGUUGUAAAUUUGCUAACUUGCUCAACACAACAUGAUUAAGUUCUUGAAACGGUGAACUACUUACUUAGUGUGAACUUUGGUGUAAUAUGAAGCUCACAAAGCGUUUAGAUUUAUUCUUUACUUGUUUUCUUUUCAUAGAACUGAUGUAUCGUAGUUAUUUUUUCAGUUGUUGGUUCCACAAAUUGAAGGGAACCAGCAAGAUUCACCUAAAUGGAGAUUAACAGUUACAAAUGGAGUAAACACAAAUUUAAAUUUGUAGCAACUUCUGAGUCACAUGAAUUUUAGUGGUAAUUUCUAAACCUAUAUGACGUGUUUUUAGAGGAUUUCAAGUCAUCAAUUUUUUUAGGAAGUUGUUCAAAAAAUAGUUUCCUACAGUUUUUGUCUUUCCGUAUAAGUGUCACAGACUGACAAAUUUAUUCUUUUUCCUGGUGUUAUAAUUGUGUAGAAAAUCGUACAUAAUAUUUUAAAGAGUGAAAAUUCCUUAUUAUUUGUAGCAUCUAAAAAUGGCUCUCUAUUAAUUUACUUUGGAGUUCAAAUUUAAUAUUAUUUUUACUGCUUGUUUUUUGUGAUAUUACUGAUGCUGAGAUUUCAUUGAUUUUUAUGUACACUUAACAUAUUCAGUGUGUGUGAAUGAAUAAAAAUAAAUGUAUUACUUUCAAUAUAGAGAAAUCAUAUAAGAAAGGUCAUAAUAUUUUUCUCAAAGAGAAUAGGCAUAAAUUUUAUUUAUUUAACAGUGUUCUUAUGUUCAUCUUAUUAUCAGUAGUCAAUCUAGCGAAUUCUUUUCCACUCAAAUAUAUCGUUUGUCAUUCAGUGUGUGCUUUAGAUUUGUUAUUAUAACUGAUUAAAUGGGAAAUUGUUCAUUCACAUUCAUUAAUCAUCUUUUUUACAAAUUUUCAGAUUUGUUUAAGGAUCAGAAUAUUACUGUUUUUAUUAAUUUUAUUUAUCAGUGCAAGCCGUUACUUUUGUUGGAUCUUUGGCAACUAUUCAGAAUUAUAUUUAUAUAUACUCCUGUCUUCUUGCUUGAGCAUUCUUUCUGAAACACGAAUUGUUUGUUGAAUCUUUUGGAUAGUGUACAUUAUUUUAUUUUUGGUCUUUUUGGUUCAGAAACAGUAAAUGGAAAGAUUAUCCAACUUUAAACAUAAAUUAUGUUUAUUGUAUUUGUAACUAUCCCUAAUGCUCCCAUUUAGAUGAAUCUCCAAUUUCCUUUUAAUACAUCUUGAAUUUUUUUAAUCCUUUAUUUCUUGAGCAAAAGUUUGUGUUGUGUAUUCAUUAUCCUAAAGAAUAUUCACUAUUGCCUUUCAGGUUAGAAACACAUUCCAUGUACCAUAACUAUUGUUAAUGUAAGUUGUUAAAUAUGUAAAUAAUAUAAGAAAGUUGUUAAGGUAAUCAAAAAGUGUCUUUAAAAUAUUUUUUAUCAUUAUUUCUGAUUAAUCCGCCAUCCGUUUUUAAUAUUAUUGGUAUGCUGAUAAAAAAUAAAAUUAUAAAAUAAGUUUAAAAGUUGGGUUUUGAUGUUCUUAAUUACUAUUAUAGUUUAAUGUUACCAAUACAUUAGUUUUAGCUUAUUUUUAAUGUUAUAAGCCUGUUUUAUACCCCAAGAAUGAUGAAUUUAAUUAUUACAUAAUGCCUGAAUUUAAUCAUUUAUGAUUUAUCUUACUAUUUGUCAUUUUUAUUUCAAAAUAAUGUUUAAAAUAUUGAAUCUGCUAGCAAUACUUAACAGGCUCACUAUCGUUGAUUUUAUUCCUUUUGCAUUUAGCAUAAAGUGACUGAAGACAUCGUAAUAGAUGUAUAUGCAUACUAAGCUCAUUUAGUAAAUGUAUCUAAUUGUAAAACUAUAUCACAUUUAAAGGCAAUAAUCACAUAUGUUAUUGUCAAAUAAAUUUUACCUAAUAAGUUCAACUAAUGACGUAAUACUUGCUUUUAAAGACAAUUUUAUACCAAUGGAGUUUAAUAGUCAAUUUUCCAAUACAAUAUAUAAAAUAGUAAAUCAUAUAAAUUUACUUUACAUCCCAUAUGUUAUAGGCACCUGCUUCAGCAUUACUGAUAAUUCAUUACUAUUCCAUGAAUAACAAACUAAGAGAAACUUAAAAUUUUCCCAAAAACUAACUAUAUGAAAACCAACACCUGUAUGUAAAAGAUUAGACAGCAGCGUACAAACUUUGUUAUAAUUUGUUUCACUCCUUAGCACACACAGGGGCAAAUAUUGAACCCUUUUAAUGCCAGGUAUCUUGCUCCGAGACAAUGUAAAAAGUACGCUUAAGCGCCGAGAGUCUCGCUCCAAGACAAUACGUACCUUUGGGAAAGUACCAGAUUUCUAUGUCAUUUGUAGUAACUCUAUAACUUAUUCCAUACUGGCUGACAUCAUACCAAAGGCCAAUACAUGAACUGAACUAACCUUUUCACUUGUUAUUUCUACUUUGUAUUGCUGUUAGAUUAUGUAAACAACCAAAAAUACAACUCUCUCGUUUAGUUGGCAGUGUCGUAAUGAAUGUAUUCUAAGUUGUAUUGUUAUUAGAAUUUUUUUAAAGUGAUGAAAGUCAGAUAAGAACACUUUUAGAAGAUGUCUGUAUAGAUGAUACAUCCAAGUGUCCAUGUUGUAGAGUUUGUUUGAAAAUUGCCCAAGUAAGGUUAUGUUUGAGUUUCGUUUUAGUAAGUAAUGUUUUAUUACACAUGUUUUUACAUGCUCUUUAGCAGGAAAAUUUUAAAAUUUCAAAAUAAAUUUUUGUUGUAGUAGCCUAUAUAUUUGACUUAAAAACUGGAUUUUUAUUUUUUUCCGUGGAAAUUUUGCUGUCUACAGUGAUUUUUAAUUUUUUAAAUUAUAUAAAAUCUGAAUGUUACAUAAUUUCUGAUACAUCAUUUAAUUUAUCUUUAAAAAUGAUUAAAAAGGAGCUUUUUAUGAUAAAAAAUAAAUUUUAGGUGAAUGUUUUUCUAAAACCUUGCAUUUUCAUCCAAAACCCACUGGUACUUUUUGCGCAGUCACACAAAAAAUAAUUCAGCAUUUUUCAACGUGGAUUUUUUCUCCUCUGGCACUAAAAGGGUUAAAUUUCAAAUUAGACAGUAUAAUUUACUAUAUUUUACUUCUGCUAUUAUCACUAUAGUAAGUACUAAUAAUCAAUUUAACACGAAUACACUUCAGCAUGAAAUCUAUGUGUACAUUCUGUUCAUAUAAUUUAAACCUUCUUGCCUUUUGUUUGCUCCUACAUAAUUUAUAUGUAUGCAGCAUCAGAUAACACAAUGGUCAUUAUCAUGACUUUUGUGUUAGAUACUAUUGAGCAAUUGUGCAGACUCUGUCUGGCUCAGCCGCAUGGCUCAACAGCAAACUAGCGAUUAUUAAAGCCACAAAUAUUUGUGAAAUACAUGUCAAAACUUGUUCACACACAUAUUAGUGGUGUCAAUGGCAAAUAUUGUCCCAGUGGAAAUGGUACAUUAUAUGCAGAAAUGAUGGUAAACCAUUUGUGGGUAUAGACCAUUGGUUUACAUGACAUGGUAAAUGUUUACUGUACCUUAUUGAACAUUUUCAACAGGCAUGUCUGAGUGUCAUCAUGCAAAUAAUAGCAGAAUGAUGGGGCACCAGUAACAAUCAUUUGGUUUACUGAGCACAAGAAAUUGUAUGAAACAUAGCAAAUAAAUACACCAGACCUGUAAAUAUAUAUAAGGUCUGUGAAGUGUAUAUUUAAAACCUUAUGAAUAUAAUGUGACAUGGUCACAAAUACUUUUUUCAUAUCUGGAGCACCAAACUAAUGAACUCAACUGGACUAUAGCACCAGUACAAUAGGCUGAUAUCAACUAGCAUUUGUGUUUGUAUGUCAAACAAAUAUAAACAUCAGUGCCAUGGUUGGUGAUGUCGGGCUGACUAUCAAUGUAAAUUGUGUUGUAGGUUUAAAACAUUAUAAGUUAUAUAGGUCAUCUUGGAUUGUACUGAUGCUUAAUUUAAUGUCAUUGCAAAGAAUUUUUAUAUGGAGACCAUUACAUAGGAUAUACAUUUGGUACUGUUUGGAAAAUUUUGCAUUGUAAAAUGAAUAGGCCAAAACUAUAGCAUUUGGUGAUUUUUAUGAACAUUAUUUUAUUAAAGAUAAAUAUAUUGGAAAUUUAUUGUACAAUAUGACAAAUCUCUUCUAUUUAUAAUAUGAUUUUUUUCAAGUAUAGAGGUAUUUUUAAACUCUGUAGUGCCUGUAUUAAAAAAAAUACUACAAGCAAUAUACAAAUCAGAAUGUGGUCUCUUCUACUGGAUCAAUAGUUUUUUUGGGUUUUUUUCCGUUUAAAAUAUACAUAAUUUGUUAACGAAUUUAUUUCUGGUAGAGUGAGGUUUAAUUAUGAUUUCUCCUAAUAAACCAAACCAAGACUUGGAGGGAUUUUUUUUAGUUUUUUUUUUUACUCAAUAUUAUGAUUUAUAUUUUUCAAUAUUAAUCUGUUCAUAGUUGUGUGCUUUUUAAACUAGUUAAUCAUAGCUAAAUUAAUAUACAAAUGUAUUUGAAAUACCACAAUACAAGCCUAUAUUACCAUGAAUCUAUGUGUUGCUUUUAAUUUACAAUGAUAUUAAUUUUAUUAUAUUAAAAACAAAUUGGUUUAAAAAAAUACUUGAACUAAUGCUACAUAUAAGUUAUUAAAUGUUGAUAUUUGUUUAUAUAUGUGUAACGUUCAUAGAAAAAUUAAAUUUGUAAGUUAUGUACACAAUGUUGUAAAUUUUUCAAUCUUAAACUAUAUUUAUUUUAUUUUAGUUUUAUAUUUAAAUGUCAUUUUAUGGGAUUGUUAUCUCUUUACUAUAUACUUUUUAUUUGUUUUCAGAAUGUUUUGUUUACACACUUGUUGAUAUUUGGUUUUCAUUAAGCUUUAAAAUGAUCUGAACAUUGUUUUACUUGUUUGUUUUAGAUAUGUUAUGCUAUGAGAGAUUUGUACAACUUUCAUUCAGUUAUACGGUUAGCUCUUUAUUUAUUUGUUCUCGAUACAUCAAAACACCAAUGUUAUAUAAAAAUACAGUGUUAUAAUUUUUAUUUUUUUGGAAGAUGUUGAACUUAUUAUUUUUACUUUUGUUCUGUAUCAAAAUUCAUAAUGAAAUGUUACACAUAAUAUGUAAGUUGGCAUCUCACAAAUUUAAAUCUGAUCUAGAUAACUUAUAUAUCUAAGAUUUAAAGUUCAAACUAGGUUUGUGUUGGUAACAAACAUUUCUAUUUUUAUUUGUACAAGUUAGAAUUGAUUCCAUAGAUAUUAAUAUUUCCAUUAAGAUUAACAUGUUAUUUAUAAGUAACAGUUUCAACAUAGUAUAGUUUUGGUGUCUCAGGGUCAUGAUCAGCAAAAAUAGAAGUUUUCUACAAAUGCUCAUUUGACAGUGAAUGUAAUUUAUAAAUAAUUACAUAAUAAUAAUAGUUUACAUAAUUACCUAAAUGGUGUGAUAGUUCUAUUUGUGUUUUUAAUUCAAUGUUUACUGUUAUAUUAAUAAAAGUUGCCUUAAAUAUUAGCUUUUUUAUUGUUUUUUCUUAUCCUUGUUGAUAAUUAUUUAUGUUAAUUAGUUACUUUUAUUUAUUAUGUCUGCAGUUUUAAUUCCAAAUCAAACAAUGAAAUGUUCAAUAAUGUUAGAAAGUCAAGUCAAUGUAAAGCAAUCAAGUGUAUAUAAUAUAAAAAGAGUGAUAAAUGUUAAAUAAUAUAGUAAUUAAAGUGUUAAUAAGACUG